This is a messenger RNA of Klebsormidium nitens, 2410 nucleotides long. NCBI's taxonomy places the organism in Eukaryota, Viridiplantae, Streptophyta, Klebsormidiophyceae, Klebsormidiales, Klebsormidiaceae. The record is from the annotation of a GenBank genome assembly.
UGAUAUGUAAAUGACGCUGGUGGCAUUGCAAACGACUGGACGCAUGACUGGCGUUGGUAGCAUUGUGGCAUUGCAAGCACCUGAGGAGGUCCCAGCUUUGAACUUCUUCUCUGCUAGAAGACGCCAUUGGAUCCUCCUUGCCUUGAAAGCUGCAAAGGAACUCUGCGUGAGGCAGUUUCUAUGGCCUCGAGCCUGGGACUCGUUGCCCGCGCUCCGUCCGCCGGCGCCUUCAUUGCGCAUACACCACAGAAGGAAGCAAGCUUUCCCAGAGCAGAUCUUGCGCCUCUAGCCUUUUCACACCAAAGAUCUGGAACCACCACCUCCCCAUCAGAGAGUUGCGUCCGUCCAGUUGGAGGGAGUAGAUUGGGUUCAGCGUUUCUUGGAGAUUUGCAACAAUUGCAGGAAAGACCGCAGCCUCUAGUGAGAGCAAUGGCAAGCGGGGCUGCUGCAGCUGCUCCGGCAAUGGCCAGUCUCGGCGAUCAAAAGCAAGCUCUCCUCACGGUCUCUGACAAGACGGGCCUGAUUGACCUAGCGAAGGGCCUCAUCGAACUGGGGUAUGCACUGGUGUCAACAGGCGGCACAGCGGCAGCCAUUGAGAAGGCUGGCGUCCCUGUGAAGAAAGUCGAGGAAGUGACGUCGUUCCCAGAGAUGCUGGACGGGCGUGUCAAAACGCUCCAUCCUGCGGUGCACGGUGGAAUCCUGGCCCGGCGAGACGUACCAGGCCAUGUGGAGGCCCUGGAGAAGCACAAGAUCGGCACCAUCGACAUCGUCGUCUGCAACCUGUACCCCUUCUACCAGACGGUGAUGGCGCCCGGCGGGACCUCCUUCGAGAACGGGGUGGAGAACAUCGACAUCGGCGGUCCCGCUAUGAUCCGGGCAGCCGCCAAGAACCAUGGUGACGUGUUCGUGGUGGUCGAGCCGCCCGACUACUCGACUCUGCUGGACGUGCUGAAGAAGGGGGCCGGCGGAGACGAGGAGCUGGCGUUCAAGAAGAAGCUGGCCUGGAAGGCGUACCAGCACACCUCUAGUUACGACUCCGCCGUCGCAGAGUGGCUCUGGAAGAACGUCGGAGGUUCCGAGCCCGCCCCCAGCCUGACCGUCCCCCUCACUCUGGCCUCGUCCCUGCGAUACGGAGAGAAUCCCCACCAGAGCGCCGCCUUCUACACUGACCGGUCGCUGCAGGAGCACGGGGCGGGGGGGAUCGCGACCGCUGUACAACAUCACGGCAAGGAGAUGUCGUACAACAACUAUUUGGACGCGGACGCCGCCUGGAACUGCGUGAACGAGUUCCCGGACCCUACCGCCGUGGUGGUAAAGCACACCAACCCGUGCGGCGUCGCUUCCAGCAAGGACGACCUGCUAGAAGCGUACCGGCUGGCGGUGCGCGCGGACCCCGUCAGCGCAUUCGGCGGGAUUGUUGCGUUUAACGUACCAGUGGACGAGACCCUUGCCCGGGAGAUCCGCGAGUUCCGCAGCCCGACCGACGGCGAGACGCGCAUGUUCUACGAGAUCGUGGUCGCGCCCGAGUACACGGAGGCAGGCCUCGCCACGCUCAAGGGCAAGUCCAAAACGCUGCGGAUACUGGAGGCCAAGGCGCGGGCCAAGGGGAAACAGGGCCUCCGGCAAGUCGGGGGGGGCUGGCUGCUGCAGGACGCGGACGACAAGACGCCCGAGGACAUCGAGUUCAAGGUGGUGUCACAACGGCAGCCCACGAAGCAGGAGUUGGCUGACGUCAAGUUUGCGUGGCGGGUGUGCAAGCACGUCAAAAGUAAUGCUAUCACGGUAGCCAAGGGGAACCGGCUACUCGGAAUGGGUAGCGGCCAACCAAACCGGGUGAAGAGUCUACAAAUCGCGGUUGAGAAGGCGGGCGACGAGGUCCAAGGCAGCGCUCUCGCCAGUGACGCAUUCUUCCCUUUUGCUUGGGGCGACGCGGUUGAGGACGCGUGCAAAGCUGGCGUGGCGAUCAUCGCCCAGCCUGGUGGCAGCCUCCGGGAUCAGGACGCCAUCGACUGUUGCAACAAGUAUAACGUCGCUCUAGUUAUGACAGGUGUUCGCCACUUCCGGCACUAGAAGCACCGCAUGACUGCACGCUCGUGAUCCUUCUGAUAUUUCGUCAAAGAAGAGACAUUCCUUUUGUGCGUGCUUGGGCUCGGGCCAUGGCAAUUGAACCAGCCAUGAGUCAAGGUAGAACCAUGGCCAUGAGCAAGCUAGAUCCUGAGUCAUAAGCUGAUUGUAUGAUUGUUGCACGUGAGACUCAGAAUGUGCUGCAAUCCUGCAUGGCUGGCCGUGCACCCGCUGCCUGUUAACACAGUCAACGGUCAACUGUGCGCGUGCUUCAGCAUGCGAAUCCCGACACAGUGCAACGGUUGCGUACAAUCAAUCAACUGCACGCCCGGCCCUAUCUCAUCCG